This is a messenger RNA of Symbiodinium sp. CCMP2456, 1173 nucleotides long. NCBI's taxonomy places the organism in Eukaryota, Dinophyceae, Suessiales, Symbiodiniaceae. The record is from the annotation of a GenBank genome assembly.
AUGCAGCCACUGGUCUACUUGGCUGUUCGAGGAUGGCUCGGAUGGAUUCAGUUCGUGGAACGAUCUAAAAGGGCGUUUUUGAACAGCUCUUUGGUUCUAGUUGCCGCUGGAGCUGUUCACUGCUGGGCAGUGGUUUACUCUCUCUUCGUCGCAGUGCACACUCGAGCCAUGCGUCAUUCCGGGUAUCACCAGGGCAGCGCAGAACAGCUUCCCCAGUCUGUCGCUUUGACAGAAACUUUGGCUGUCAGCUCUCUGUGGGUUUGGCUUAUUGCGGGCUUCACGACCGCCGCCGUUCGCAUGCUGGAUGAAGAUGCCGAUGGACUUCCAUUAGGAAUGGAAGACCUGAAAUGGGGGCCGAUUCUGCGUUUCAUCCGCUCGCCCUUCCUACAUAGUGCACUGGGGCAUGCUCAUUCAGUCAGCUGCGUGGGCCUGUUUGUCAGCAUCAUCUUUUUGUGCGCAACAAUGGCUGCUAUGAAAGGCGGUAUCACAGUCUGCGAGUCCUGCCUGGCUAUUGUGGCGAUCGGAUUUGCGGUGCCACAUAUGGUGCUAGCAGGCAGGCGACUGAGUGAGUCAGUUGAUCGUGCUUUAUCCGAAAUACUACCAGCAGACAGUUUUGAAGCGGCUGCAGCAGAGGCUGCCGCUGCCGGACCUCAACUGUGUGUGAUCCUGUCCCUAGCCGAUGCACCAGGACAUGCAUAUUGGUGGCAGAAUAUUGUGUACACCAUGGCAUCUAUGGCUUUUGUAGCUGCUGUGGUUGCUUGCGGUCGCUCUCCCUCGAAAUCUGCGAACGUUCCUUUGCCACCUGAGAAAGCCGAGACGUUGGUGUGCCUGCUGCUUGAUGCGAUGACCGCACUUUGCAUUGUCUUAUCUUAUCCUCACCUCAACACGUGGCUCUUGCGAAUUGCAGUGGUGGCUGUCAUCGCUUGUGCUGUGGCUGCACAGCACAGCCCCGUGCGGGAAAUUUAUUUGGAUUGGCUCGAGCCCAUCUUCGUCAUACGAAGUGACUCGCACAAGCGGUUGCCUCAUGGGCAACGACAGCUUCUUCGACAGAUUGCUUGGGUCGCUAGCAUUCUUUGCGCCACCGUGGCACUCUGGGACAUCGCUCUCCAUCCGUUGGCAGCCGCACAGGGCAAAGGGGCUGAGACUGCUGGUCAAGCCAUCAAGACUGAGUGA